UGAUUUGUGGGCAAUGUUGGGGAUGUAGAAAAAAAAAAAAAAAAAAGGAAACCGGAGCGAGGAGACUCGAGCGCAGGGGAGAGAUAGGGAGACAACACUAACUGGGUAGCUAUGGAGAUAGUAGGUUUUCCUGGUAGCUUUCUUUGACAGGUGUCGAGUGGGAUAAAAUAAAGUAUCAGAACAGCUUCCAAGAUGUACGGCAAGGGUAAAGGAGCUGUGGUCCCCUCCGAUAGCCAAGCAAGAGAAAAGUUAGCGUUGUAUGUGUACGAGUACCUGCUACAUGUGGGAGCACAGAAGUCAGCACAGACCUUCCUGUCUGAGAUUCGAUGGGAGAAGAAUAUUACAUUAGGAGAGCCGCCUGGAUUUCUCCAUUCGUGGUGGUGUGUAUUCUGGGAUUUGUAUUGUGCAGCUCCAGACCGAAGGGAGACAUGUGAACACUCCAGCGAGGCUAAGGCCUUCCAUGAUUAUAGCGCAGCGGCAGCGCCCAGCCCAGUGAUGGGCAACAUGCCCCCCAAUGACGCCAUGCCAGGGGGUCCCAUGCCCCCGGGCUUCUUUCAGGCACCACCCGGCUCUCAGCAGUCCCCCCACGCACAGCCCCCCCCACACAACCCCAGCAACCCCAUGAUGGGACCCCAUGGCCAGCCCUUCAUGUCACCGCGGUAUCCAGGUGGACCGCGCCCCUCACUCCGAAUGCCAAAUCAGCCUCCUGGAGGAAUCCCAGGAUCUCAGCCUCUCCUGCCAAACAGUUUGGACCCAACAAGACCGCAAGGACAUCCUAACAUGGGCGGACCGAUGAGAAUGAACCCCCCUCGAGGAAUGGCCAUGGGCCCACAGAAUUAUGGCGGGAUGAGACCUCCUCCCAACUCCAUGGGCGGUCCGAUGCCAGGAAUGAACAUGGGUCCCGGAGGAAGAGGGCCGUGGCCAGGACCUAACGCUAACUCUAUAGCCUACUCCUCCUCAUCUCCAGGAAACUACGUGGGUCCUCCGGGCGGAGGAGGUCCACCGGGAACUCCCAUCAUGCCCAGCCCAGGUGACUCGACUAACUCCAGUGAAAACAUAUAUACGAUGAUGAACCCGAUCGGACCGGGCGGCAACAGACCCAACUUCCCGAUGGGGCCGGGGCCGGACGGGCCCAUGGGGGCGAUGGGCGCCAUGGAGCCGCACCACAUGAAUGGAUCACUAGGGUCCGGGGACAUGGACGGGUUGCCAAAGAGCUCUCCUAAUAACAUGGGGGGCAUGAACAACCCCCCGGGGACGCCGAGAGACGACGGCGAAAUGGGCGGAAACUUCUUGAACCCAUUCCAAAGCGAAAGUUCUUCUGGGACAGCCCUGGAGCAUGCUGGGACUCUACUAAAGACGGGCCCCCCCGGAGCGUGCAAAUUAGCGUCUGGCGCAAACCGGAAGCAGUCGCAGAGCGGCAGGAAGGGCCUCCUCUCAGACUCCGGCCCCGGCCUCCCUGGCUUCCUGUCAGGGUCUAGACAAUGAGCGAGGGACGGAGCGCCGCACGGCGACGAAGAGGGGGAGAGAGUGGACUGAAUCACACAGCCUCCCCCCCCCCUCCCUUUCUCCAGGACGCAGUGUCUGGGCUCCAAGCAGCUGCCUGGAAGCUCCUCAAUCACCACAACUUUGGACUUUUUAUUUUUUAUUUUUUAAAAAAACAUCGAUUUUUUUUUUGUUGCUGCUGUUCCUGAAAGAUUCACUGGAGGGUCAAAAAAAAAGAAGAAAAAAAAAAGGACCCCUCCCUUUUUGCCCUCCCACAUUGUUCUCUGUGUGUGUACAUUUGUAACAGAGGUGUCGUGAUGAUCAGUGAACAUAUUUUAUUUCCUCCUUUUUUUUGUGUAUGUAUUGUAUCAUUGCUAUUUUUAUUAUUGUAUUAUUGUUAUUAAUGAUAUUUGGUAUGAUCAUUUUAAGAUUAGGUUCUAAUUUCUGUUGUUUUUAAAGGGCACAUUAUUAUGAUGAAGACAGCAUUGCGUGCACACAGAAUCAGAAAUCAUCGGCUGUGUGACACGUGGCCCUGAGUGAGCACACUGCCCCCUGCAGGCGAGACGUUAUCAUCACGGUACUGAUUGGUCCUGUUUUUCAUUGACACUCAUUCAGGAGCUCGAAAUCAAAAAUUCUAAAACUCUCUGAGCUACUCUUGGUGAAAAAGUGAUGACUCCUGCUUCAGCGGGUUCCCUGCAGUGAAAUGCACAGCUCUAUUUAUUUAUGUACUUUUAAUUUGUCUCAUUGUUUUGUUUUUUUUCUCGUUUUUUUUUUUUUUUUUGUAAGUGUUAUCCCUGGUUAUUGUCAACUGCAGAACUCGUAGCAACUGUGUAAAUAUGCAGACCCGCUCAGCAGCGUCUCCUCACCUCUGUCACACACACACACACACACACACAUAUAUACACACACACACACACAUCUCCAUCGGAGCCCCUGAAGGUGCUGAAGUUACCAGGCGUUCAGACCCCGCCCAUGCUGUUCCCCCCUCCCGUCACUCCAUCGUCUGCUGGCCUGUAGUGAACUCCCGGAUCGUUCUGCUGGCCGACAGGUUUCCAACACACUGUGACGUUCGCCUGUGUUUAAUUCAGUUUUGCUUUCAUGCACCAGUCGUUGUAGCAGGCAGGCAUACCCUCCUCCUCCCCCUCCUCCUCCUCCUCCUCCUCCCCCUCUGAGCUUGUGGUGAAAGGACUUCCGGCUCUGCUGACUGGACUUCCGGUGCGUUUACGUGGAGAGUCGCAGGUCAGGAAGCAGCACGUCGUCGCUCUGCUGGCUGGGACGAGUGGGCCUCCCCUCCCGAUCGCUCGCCUUGAAUAUGACACCUCUCUCCCGUCUCCUUACCUCUCCAACAGGCCCACAUCAGCUCACACUCAGUCACACACCACAGCCCUCUCUCUGAUUUUUUUUUUUUUUUUUGUACAAGUUUCCAUCUUUUGGGUUUAAAUUUUUUUUUUUUGUAAAUACUGUAAAAUGCAUUUUGAUAUCAUUGACAUGUUUUGAUAUUUCAAAUCACAACCAAACAGUGGAUCAGAAACGUGCUGAUUCGGGCAACUGUGUUUAUGUGUUCAGAGACGGCGCGUCUUCUACUCAGAAAUAAUAUGAAUGGCGAGAAACAGGAAACCGGAGCUGCUAGAGACUAUUGUUGCGAUUUCACCUCAUCACAGACGAGACGCGGCGCUUUUAAUGUGCAUCGGAGCUCGUUGCGUCAGGACGAGAGAGGAAACCGUAGUCGAGUGUGGGUGAACACCCCGAGCGAACUCACCGUCACACACAUUUCCCUGAAAACUCAGAUUACAAUCAAACGCCACAGGUUCCCCCAUCGGUUGUCUCUGUUCUCGGAAACUCGGCUCGAGGAGGCUAAAUCUUCCCCAGGAAGGGGGUUUUAUUAUUUCUUGCCUUUCUUAACAGGGACUUUGCACGAACAGAGUGAAAGAAGAAAGGGAUUUUAAAAAGAAUAAAACUUGCCCCCCCCCCCCCUCCCUCCCCCCCCCCCUCGUGUCGGCGUGACACAUUGCAUUUCAGCUUCUCCCCUCUUGACCCAACUUGAAAUAGAAAGCGGGACACGGGCUCUCAAUCCAGCGCACCAGGGACCAGAGUACAUACUUUACUAUGAAGGAUUUUUUUAAUGUAUUUAAAAAGGUGCAGGAGAAAUGUUUGGGAAAGUGAGAAAAAAAACAUUAAAAUAAUAAAAAAAAAAAAAAAACACGGACAGAUUUGUUGCUGAGAAGACGUAGAGAGAGAGAGAGAGAGAGAAAGUGCAGGAACAGGCAUUUCCUCCCCUGUACUUUGAAAUACUGUUGUAAAAAAUGCAGUCCGACUUCUCUCUAUCUUUCUGUCCUUGUAAGUAAAAGCCGUCACAACGUUGAUCAUUUCUGUAUUUCUAUUGUGCUGAUGUAUAAUACUGUAACAUUCAGGGGUAGGGAGGGUUAUGAGAGGACUUUCGGGGGGGGUGGGAGUAAAGAUUUUUCCUGUUCAGUUCCUCAUUUUUCCUCUUGAUGACAAAGCAGUAUUGAAUAUGAGGCAGUCUGUCCUUGGGGAGUUGCUUUGUAUCUCAUGUUAGGGUAGAUUCAGAUCCUAAAUGUCUCGUGUAGUAAAAUAAGAGGUUCCUUCGUAUGUUUCUUUAUAUUGUAAAGUUUCUUUAGACGAAAAAAAUGUUGCUUAUUGGAA
Messenger RNA from Salarias fasciatus (jewelled blenny), 4146 nucleotides. RefSeq names its product single-stranded DNA-binding protein 3. Lineage: Eukaryota; Metazoa; Chordata; Actinopteri; Blenniiformes; Blenniidae. Gene Ontology annotation, biological process: positive regulation of transcription by RNA polymerase II. The transcript has 18 exons. Gene Ontology annotation, cellular component: nucleus. Gene Ontology annotation, molecular function: single-stranded DNA binding; protein binding. The record is from RefSeq and is a predicted model, not a curated record. The coding region runs from base 193 to 1485 and encodes 430 amino acids.